UCGGAGUAUGACUGUAAAUAAAGAGACACCCACGUUGUUUCAUUGUCAUCAUUCAUCACCACCAACUUCAUCACAUAAACAACAACAACAACAACACUCAUCACAAUCACAAUCACAUUGUUUUCUUAACAUCUAAGCUUUUUCUGCAAACACCAUCAUCACAAGUAGCAGUAGCAGCAGUACCCUAUUGGGUACACGUCCAUGACACUAGUAGAACAAGAAUCACAGUACUGUACCAAACAUGCAAACUCUUCAGUUUCAUAGCCUCUCUCACUUUCUCUAUAUCCUUGUCCUGUUUCUCAUUUUAAGCUCCCGUGGCGCCGAAGCGUUCGGCGCCAUGGGACCCAUAGCCGCGUCGUUCGGAGAAGACCAGGUCUUCUGCGCGAUCGACGCGAGCGGGAAACAGGACGUGAUCUGCUUUGGGAAGAACAUGACUUCCCCGUCGUCUCUUCCUUCGCCGUCGUCCUACGUCAGCAGUAUCCCCGCCAUGUCAGCGCUCUCCGGCGGGGAGGGGUUUCUCUGCGGCAUCUUAGCGAACACCUCGCAGGCGUUCUGCUGGGGCGCGUCGUCAACGAGGCCGAGUGUGGAUCUCGUCCUCGUGCCGCCGGCGUACCGGAGUGUAGCUUACUCCCAUAUCGCCGCCGGGGAGAGUCACGUCUGCGCCGUCAGCGGAUCAUACUACGCCGCUGAUCACGUUUCCGGGAGGGUUGAUUGCUGGGAAAUCGCGAAGAAUGGUAACAACACCUUGGUGGCGAGGAUGAAUGGAUCGUUUUUGGAUCAAUCCGUGGCGAAUCUGGUUGUGAACCGGGUUGUCUCCGGCGAGGGGUUCACCUGCGGUGAGGUGAGCACCGGCGGGCUGGUUUGCUGGGGUCCCAAUUCGGCGAACUUGGGCGUUUCCAACGUGACGGAGAGUUUCACCGCUUUGGCGGCGGGGAGGAACGCCGUUUGCGGCGCUUUCAACUCCACCGGCGAGUUGAAGUGCUGGGGUGAUCCGGGUUCGUUUUCGGAAACUCCACCUGAUGAUGUUCGGUUCGUGUCUCUAUCUGCAGGUGGAUACCAUUUCUGUGGAGUUAGAGAAGAUAACCAUGGUGUGGAAUGUUGGGGUAGUUUGAUCAAUUCCUCUGCAGUUCCCAAAGGUAAUGGGUUUAUGGCUAUUGCUUCUUCUGAGAAAACUACUUGUGGUGUUAGGGAAGAUGAUCUUCUUCUCGAUUGUUGGGUUGUCAACGCUUCAAGCCCCGAUUUCGAUCCCCCUUUGGAGCUUUCGAGCCCCGGUUUAUGCAGGGAAAGUGCUUGUGGAAAUGCUGAGUUUGCUUUCAAUGUGAGUGUGCUCAAUGAGCAAGAUUUGACUAGCUUGUGUGCUAAACAGGAUUUGAGGAUUUGUUCGCCUUGUGGGUACAACUGUUCAAAAGGUUUCUUCUUGUCUAGUCCUUGUACUCGGAACGCGGAUCGUGUUUGCACUGCUUGUUCUCUUUGCCAGAAUAGCUCUUGUAGGGAAGUUUGUGGAGGCCAUUCUUCUGCUGUGUGGUGGCAUUGGCCUCAUAUCCGUAGAUAUGUGAUCAUAAUUGGGUCUUCAGUGUUGUGUUUCUUGCUGAUUUUGACUUGUGGGUGUUUUCUCACCAAAAGAAAGCAAGAAAAGGGGAAAACAAAGAAACAAUCCAAGUCUUGCAUAGGGAAACCUGAGAAGGAUGAUGAUGAUGAUGAUGUGAAUGUUGGUCUUCACUCUUCUACUUCUGUUGCUUCGUGUCCCGGGGCGCCUCAGGUUUUCAGGCUUUCUGAGCUGAAAGAUGCUACCAAUGGGUUCAAGGAGUUUAACGAGGUUGGGAGAGGAAAAUAUGGUUUUGUUUACAAAGCUGCUUUGGCUGAUGGGAGAGUGGUUGCUGUUAAGAGAGCAAAUGCUGCAACAAUAAUCCACACCAACAAUCGGGACUUCGAAACGGAAUUGGAAAUUCUGUGCAAGGUUCGCCACUGCAAUGUUGUUAACUUGUUGGGUUAUUGUGCUGAGAUGGGAGAAAGGUUGCUUGUUUAUGAGUUCAUGCCUCAUGGGACACUCUAUGAUCACCUCCAUGGUGGCCUCUCUGCUCUCAAUUGGAACCUCAGGCUGAAGAUUGUGACGCAGGUCGCGAAGGGUCUUGAGUACCUUCACAAGGAAAUAUCACCUCCAAUUGUUCAUAAGGAUCUCAAGAGUUCAAACAUUCUCUUGGACUCAGAGUGGGGGGCUAGAAUUUCAGACUUUGGACUCAUUGCUUCAAGUGACAAGGAUCUUAACCAGGACCUGAAAAGCGAUGUUUACAACUUUGGGAUUGUGUUGCUAGAGAUUCUAAGUGGAAGGAAGGCUUAUGAGAGUGACAUUACACCACCCAAUGUGGUUGAUUGGGCAGUGCCUUUGAUCAAACAGGGUAAAGAAGCUACUAUAAUUGAUCGCUAUAUUGCUCUUCCAAGGAAUUUUGAACCUUUGCUUAAGCUUGCUGAUAUAGCAGAGCUUGCUGUGAGAGAGAAUCCAAGUGAGAGGCCACCCAUUUCAGAAAUAGCAUCUUGGUUGGAGCAAAUUCUGAAGGAUGGAUUGAUCUUAUAGCACUGAUGGACAUUGCCAUUUGAGACUACUUUAUCCAACCAUGAUAUCAAUGCUCCUCUGCAAUUGUAAAUUGUUUUGAGCUUGAUGUAAAUUGCUUAUCCUUAAUAUUUCUUUGGGUUCAAUUUUUCUUAUAUAAUCUUCACAAAGUGAAGGACAUGGCAUUACUAGUGAACCAUACAAAUUUGUUUAUCUGUACAUGCUGAUCUGAAAUUUUUUCCUUACAAAUAAGCCUGCAGAGUGAAGACCAUUUGAAGGAUACAUAUACAAUCAUUUACAUGUGUAACAGUGGCAGAAUAAUGGUCGCAAUAGUCAAUAAAUGUGCAAUUUUGUUCUUGCUUAAAACCUCUUGUCUAGUGAUGUAAUGUAACUACUGGGAAUUGUUAUUGCCUAUACUUUCCA
Molecule: messenger RNA, 2971 nt
Organism: Lotus japonicus
Lineage: Eukaryota; Viridiplantae; Streptophyta; Magnoliopsida; Fabales; Fabaceae
Product: serine/threonine-protein kinase-like protein CCR1
Exons: 1
Coding region: 242-2572 (776 amino acids)
Biological process (GO): protein phosphorylation
Molecular function (GO): protein binding; ATP binding; protein kinase activity
Source: RefSeq, a predicted model, not a curated record